Messenger RNA from Osmia bicornis bicornis, 5579 nucleotides. It is a transcript of the gene Err, whose product is annotated as steroid hormone receptor ERR2. Gene Ontology annotation, biological process: regulation of DNA-templated transcription. Lineage: Eukaryota; Metazoa; Arthropoda; Insecta; Hymenoptera; Megachilidae. Gene Ontology annotation, molecular function: sequence-specific DNA binding; DNA-binding transcription factor activity; zinc ion binding. The record is from RefSeq and is a predicted model, not a curated record. The transcript has 9 exons. Bases 213 to 1568 code for a protein of 451 amino acids.
UACCGUAUCCUCUAUAUUCCCGUCAGUCGCGUACGGCUCGUCGCGCCGUCAACGUCGUGGUACGGGGUGGUGCGUACAUAUACGCGUGUGUCUUGUUCAUGUGUGAUCGGAUCUUCGACUUCGUGGUCGUUCUCGCUUUUUCUUCGUGGAAAAGUGUAAAGAAUAGAAGCACGGUGGUUUCGUGCUGUUGAAAAGGGAAACAACUGACAGCCAUGGAGGCCUGGAUGUACGAUGUGGUGUGUAUGAUGUCCGGUGCCGGCAUAGAAAAUAUGAUCGGGAACAAUAGAACUAUGGCAAAUAUCAAGCAAGAAGUCGAGAAUCCUACGACACCUACGCAAAACUAUCAAGUUUGUUCACCGACCACCACUCUUCAACAUCAAGAGGUGAUCUGCGGUAAAAUGGAGGUGCCACCCGAUUACGGCGGGGGUGGAGGUAGUCCCGGUAGCCCGGAAAUGCAUCACUGUUCGUCCACUACGCAGCCCUUAGGAACACCCGAGGAAGGUGUUAAAGAAGAGGACAUGAUACCAAGAAGGCUGUGCCUUGUUUGCGGGGACGUUGCGAGUGGGUUUCAUUAUGGGGUUGCGUCUUGCGAAGCGUGUAAGGCUUUCUUUAAAAGAACCAUACAAGCGAGUAAUUUCACAGGUAACAUCGAGUACACGUGUCCGGCAAACGGUGAGUGCGAGAUAAACAAGCGCAGAAGGAAAGCGUGUCAAGCUUGUAGGUUCCAAAAGUGCCUUCGACAAGGCAUGUUGAAAGAGGGAGUCCGAUUGGAUCGUGUACGAGGAGGUAGACAAAAGUACAGAAGAUCCACCGAUCCUUACACACCGGUGAAGACAGCACCGUUGGAAGCAAACGUAGGAACAGGAGCUUCUAACGAAAUAAUAAAUAAUAAAAUGCUGGAGGCACUGGCUGCCUGUGAGCCCGAUAUGCUGCAAGUGUCCAAUCUCUCUCAGACUCUUGAUACGGAUCAGAGAGUGCUCGGACAAUUGUCCGAUUUGUACGAUCGGGAAUUAGUUGGAAUAAUCGGUUGGGCAAAGCAGAUCCCUGGAUUCAGCGGUUUAGCGUUGAACGAUCAGAUGCGACUUUUGCAAAGCACGUGGGCCGAGAUCUUGACGUUUAGUUUAGCGUGGAGAAGUAUGCCUAAUAAUGGUAGAUUAAGGUUUGCCCAAGACUUCACCCUGGACGAGAGACUCGCACGCGAAUGUCAUUGUACGGAGCUAUACACGCACUGUAUUCAAAUCGUUGAGAGGCUACAACGGUUAGGUUUGACCAGGGAAGAAUAUUACAUGUUGAAAGCGUUGAUACUGGCGAACAGUGAUGCAAGAUCGGACGAGCCGCAAACGCUUUAUCGCUUUCGCGAUACUAUCUUGAACUCCCUUUCGGAUUGCGUGGCAGCAAUAAGACCCGGACAAGCGUUACGCGCCACACAAAACAUGUUCCUAGUGUUGCCAAGUCUCAGGCAGGUCGAUGGAAUUGUUAGGAGAUUUUGGUCGAGUGUCUAUCGAACGGGUAAAGUACCGAUGAACAAGUUAUUUGUAGAAAUGCUGGAAGCCGCUUAUUAUCGAUGAAACAUCGAAUCGAACUUAAUUUACAAUGAUACGUGUACCGAAGGACACCGAUGGAAUUCGUUGUUACCGGUUCGAGGUAACCAACAGCAUCGUUUUAUGCUCUGUAAACACGUUGGCAGUGAGAAAAUAAGAGUACAGGAGAGAUACGUUUUUCCUUCUCGACAGUUCUUAGACGUGUAAGCGAGAGACCGAGUGAGUGUCAAGUGAAACGAGAACGGAUACGUUGUGCAGUUCUAUUCGUUUUCUUUAAAGGAACAGCAGACUCGAAAAUACAAAGUAGCAAAUGAAAAAAAAGAAGGGCUUUAUUUUUUCGUAUGUGCGAAAGUGUGUUGGAGCGUGGAUCUUAAUGGCCAGUGAUUCCAGCAAUCGUCGAAACUCGCAAAUACAACACCAUAUACGAUAGCAAGCACACCGUUUCGUCGACACAACUAAACUUUCCUUUUCGAGUACCCCUUUUACAGGUACAGAGAAAACAAAAAACGGGAAAAAAAAAAGAAAUCAUGUUAUAUGUCAGGAUAGGAGGGUACGUAGUACAAGAUACGAGAUGCUUUCUUUCCGGAGCUCUCACUUUAGGAUAGUUUAUGAGAAGAAAACAAAAUAAAUAAAUAAAUCUGUCGACCAGACAGAAGCAUCUACCAAAUACACGAAACGAUUUCAUUUACGUACUGUUCGGGUUAAGAUGACGAUACAUCACCGAACCGGUGAUACAUCGUAGACACUACUAAACAAAAAUUUGCAAAUGUACUAACUGUGGGUGUUUGACGUUUUAGUGUUUAGCAUUGUGUUACCAAAAACGAGAAAAGAAAAAAGAUACCAGUUCAAUCAAAAUCACACUCGUAGCUCCAGGUUCGAUCGUUAUUUUAGUUACCGUCUUCUCUCUGAGAAAACAAGACAAAAGUAAGAAGAAAAAAAAAAGAGAAAGAAUAAAAAUGAUACAGUCAAUUCGAGACUAGAAGGAACACGAAACUCUAUAUUUUUUAAUAUAGUAUCGAUAAAAGGGUACGUCGUUUUAUAUAUAUACAUAGAAUAACUGCACAUUUUAAGGGAAAAAAAAGAAAAAAAGAAUACUGUUAGACGUGCGAUAAGAAAAGAAAAAAAAAAACUGAUAAAUGUAAAACGUAUCGAUGUGUGUAACUGCAUUGAACAUCCAUAGUUGAAUUAGUUGAGCGAAGUUAAAUCUUAGUAUGCGCCGUUGUACAAAUCGAACCAAUUAACGCGAACAGAGCUGUGAACCAGUGAACAAGAAGAAUAAAGAAUGGCUGGAUCGUUCUCUGAAUUAAGGCCAUCCUAUUUCUUUUUUUUUUCUUUCUUUACUUACGAGCCAUAGUACGAAGGAAAAAAGAAAUAAUGAAAAUAUUAUGAUAUGCUUCGAGAACGAACCUUUUGGCCAGGUUGCCAGGUUCUUAGAAGAGACGAGCGUAGGAGGGGGAGAAAAAAGAAAUUUAAUGGAUUGUUGAAAUGAUUGCGAAAUGUUGUUCGCGUAUGCCACACGGAAACCGUAGGAGAAUAUAUAUAUUAUAUUAUUAUUAUAUUAUUAUUAUUAUUAUUAUAUUAUAUUAUAUAUGUAUUCAGGGAUCUUUAUUAUCUAGUUACUAUUGUUACGUGAUCCGCGGUGAUAAACACCGCGAUCAUUGUGCAUAAUAUCGCUUUCUUUUCGAAGCGACAGAUCGUGUAAUAUCAUUAGGAGCUAUUAAUUCGUACGCAAAGACGUUCAAUUUCUUUUUUUCCUAGGAAAAAAAAAUGGAAAAACAGUUAGCGCGACAAAUUGAUGGAAUUUUAUUUUUUUCAUUUUUUUUUUGUCGAUUAUACACACGACAAGCGACAAGAUUUCUUUUUAACCCUUUCGUGUAGAUGCUGUGGAUCGAAUUAAAAAUACUUUAUAAUUAUUAUUAGGUCAACUCGUAGGGAUAAAGUAUCGUUUAAUUUGAAUUUCGACUUAUAGUACCGAAAGGGUUAGUCAAUCUUUUUAAAUCAGCCUGUUUGUUGUUAAUGAUCGCUUCAUACGAAAGAAAACGAAAGAAGUUAUUUAAUAAAUGAAAUAUUAUAGAAUAAAUAUUAUAGUAAAUUAGAUGCGUUAAGCAUUUGGCUGAUGUUAAAACGUUUGACUUGGAAACCUUGUGUGAUCUUGAAGCGGUAGAGUGCAAUAUUCAGGACGAUUAUUUAUACAUUUUUUCUCGUUCUUUUAAUUUUCUAUUUCUUUAAAAGAAACAACAGGGUCGUCCUUUUCAGUUUCUUUUAUUUUCUCUACUUUCGUUUACGGGUUCUUUCUGAAGCCUAGUCCAGAUAUACAUACUUUUGUCUAUAAAUACGGAAGAAAUUGUAUAAAAACUGUGUAAAAAACAGUAUAAAAACUGUUUUCCAUCAAGGUGUUUUUAUUUUUCAUUUUUUUCUAUUGAUCCUUCACCUUACACGCUGCUUUCAAAUUUCAAGACUGAAUGUUUUUUGCCACUCUUCUGAUUCUUAAACUAGAAUAACUUAUUUUAAUCAGCUAAAACAAUUCUUUUUUACAAUACACAUUUGAUUUGUUUUUCUUUCUCGUUUUUCCUUUCGUUAACAAUUGUAUGUAAAUCUGGACUGUGUUUAACUUGAAAUUUUCGUUUAAUCCUCCUGGCAUUUACGUACAAAAAAAAGAAAAAAAAAAUAGUUGACCAAUGAUGUAAUUUCUUUACGAUGGUUCGUUCAUCAUUGCGAAGUAGGCGACGAAUCUAAUGAGAAACGAAUGAAAGAAAGAACGAAGAAAACGGUUUAGAAAUCCAUGGCGAAUUUCUUUUUCUUUUCCUUUUCGGAAUGUACAUUGGUUUUUUUUUUUUCUUCACAAUUUCUACACAGAAUCGUGUUUAUUACACUGCCUCCCUGGGUUGUAAACUUCGAAAGAAGAAAUCGAUAGGUUCGAUGCGUUUGUCGAUAGUAUCGAGAUAUCGAAGAAUGUUACUCGAUGGUGUACCAUGUUCAGUUUUCUAGUUUGAGACGGUGACGCUACAAAUAUCGGAUAGGAGGUAAUUAAAAUCUUGUGUUAUAAACAAAAUACAAGCAGGCUCUGAUAGUUUGCAAACUAUUUUCCUUUUCUGUAGCAAACUUCAGCUGCAUAACCUUUUCUAUUUUUCAUCGAACUGUGAUAUACACGUUAUUCGGACAAACCGGUCCGCGUCCUGUUUUCGAAUCAUUCGCCUUAUACGUUUUAGAUUUCGCGUAAACGUUCGUCUCUAUGUGUUCCAUCGACGCGUUAUCGAUCUAUCGAAUGCUUUUCCCUAUAUUUCGAUUGAAAUGUGAUUUUCGCGCUACUUCGCGGUGAUUUGUUCGAGGAUGGGCCUAAGAACACCGGUGGCAGAUAUACAUAUUUAAACGAAACGUAGAUCGUACUGUACGUGUUAUCGCGUUUGAAACGCUUAGAUAUCAUUUUUGUUCUCAGCGAUUUUACACCCUUCGACUGUUAACCUCUACGUCACAGUCAAAGGGUCGAACGCCAUUCGUCGUGUUAAUUAACACGGCAUAUCGAUAACGAUGCGAUUCGAUUUGUUUUUUUUUUUCUUUCUAUUUUGUUUAUUGUGGUACGUUGCGCGAAGAAAGGAGAAAGAAGAAGGGUGGGCCAGAUAAAAUAUUUUUACGAGUCCGAGGGAACGCGUUGCUUGGACGUUGAAUUUUCACGACUUUUACAAGCAUUUUCCUCGCGUGUACACGUGUAUCUCGAUUCACCGUUGCGGUAGAAUCGUAGUCUCAGGGUUACAAACAAAACAAAAUAAAACAAAACCAACAAUUAAAUACAAAACGAACGAUACAAAUUUAGACAGAUAUUAAAUAGAUAAGCGAGUAUAAUUGUGGAGCAAAAUAUUAUAUAAUAGUAAUGAUAGUAAUAACGACGAGAAUGAUGAAGAUAUUGAUAAUAAUAAUAAUGAUAAUGAUAAAGAAUAUUAAUAUUGAUAUUAAUGAUGAUGAUGAUCGUGAUGGUAAUAAAGAUUAACGAUAACAAGAAAUACUGUAAAUAUACAGUGAAUCUUUACGUUGUAAAUCAAA